AAACCCUAAACCUCAGUCAUCCUCACGCUUUGCACAUCUGUUUAGCUCCUUUUCUCAUCAGCUGUUUUCCAGUCUCGAAUCUCCAGAAGGUUGUUCCGGGAUCGAACCGUGGAGUGCGGGCUUGAAUCUUUUUAGCUUCUUUGAUUUGGGUUUCUUGGAUAGGGGAGGUAAGGUCGGCGCCAUUUUGGGUUGAAUUUAGUUCAAGGUAGGCGAAGGCGGGCAAUUAUGACGCAGAAGGGUGGACUCUUCAAAGGGCAGAAGAAGAAGACAGCUGCGCCCAAUCGCCACGGGAAAGAAAUUCACAUACGCAAAGGUAGGCAGUUCAAGCCAUCUGCAAAGAAGGAGAAGAAUCUUGAUGGACAAGAGGAGGUGACAAAGUUUAUCAAUGCUGCCAACGAAACCAAGGCAGCCACCGCGGCAGCCAAAGAAGGAGCUCAAUUGCGACUUGUAAAGCCUCCAGAAGGCGUCAGCAAGUCUGCACCAUCAGCAAAGAGGCCUUCCAGGAAACUGUCAAAGAAGUAGAUUUUUGGUUUUUUGUACUUUUCUAGUGGUUUUCGUUUGCCAUUCCAAACAUUUCCCAUAGCUCACUUAGCUUUGAGUGUUGUAAAUUAAAUUCUAAUGCAAUUCUCACUGGUUUGCUAGUAAUUUUAUGAGAUCUUAUGAAAUUCAUUUCUUAUGGUUUCAUUGGCUUUGCUACCUGAGUACCUGCUAGGCUCUUGUGCGACUUUGGACGGUAAUGAUUAUUAUUAUUGUGCUUGUAGCAUUAAGAAAUUCCGGUUAUGGGAGUGGUACUGACUUCAUUUUGUCA
Molecule: messenger RNA, 808 nt
Organism: Physcomitrium patens
Lineage: Eukaryota; Viridiplantae; Streptophyta; Bryopsida; Funariales; Funariaceae
Source: RefSeq, a predicted model, not a curated record